This is a messenger RNA of Linum trigynum, 1623 nucleotides long. NCBI's taxonomy places the organism in Eukaryota, Viridiplantae, Streptophyta, Magnoliopsida, Malpighiales, Linaceae. The record is from the annotation of a GenBank genome assembly.
AUGGAGACUUCACCAAACUACUACUACUACUUCCCCAUCUUCCUCUGCUUCACCUUCAUCGCCUACAAAAUCCUCGGCCGCCGUUGGAUCAACCGCCACCACGAUCCUCCCCUUCCUCCGUCCCCCACCGCACUCCCAUUAAUCGGCCACCUCCACCUCCUCAAGCCGCCGCUCAACAUUUCUCUCCAAACCCUGCUCUCCCGCCACGGCCCCGUCCUCUUCCUCAGAUUCGGCCGCCUCCCGGCCUUAGUCCUCUCUUCCCCCGCCGCCGUCGAGGAGUGCUUCACCAAACACGACGUCGUCUUCGCCAACCGCCCCAAAUCCAUGUCCGCCGACCACUUCACGUACAACUACCGCUCCUACGUCUGGGCCCCGCACGGCGAGCUCUGGCGGGGCCUAAGACGGUUCAGCGUCUCCGAGAUCUUCGGACCGAGGGCCCUCCUCAGGUCCGCCGCGGUGAGGCAGCAGGAGGUUGCCGCCCUGCUCCGCCGUCUCCUGGCUGAGUCUCGUAGUUGCUCAGGAGGCGGCGAUGGAAAAUUAGGAGCAGCUACGGAUGGGGCGGUGGUCAACCUCAAGUUCCUGCUGUCGAUUCUGACGGUCAACGUCAUGAUGAGGGUGGCCGUCGGGUGGCGGUGCGUGGAGGAGGACGAAGCCGGCACGGCGGAGGAGAAGCGCAAGUUUCAGGAGUUCAAGGACAGGUUCUACCCAAACCUGGGGUUGACCGUGUGCGACUUCUUCCCCGUUCUGCGUGCGAUUGGGUACGGCGGGAUCGAGAGGAAGAUGGUCGGGCUGAUGAAAGAGCGGGACGAGUACUUCCGCCGCCUGGUGGAUCGGGUUCUGGCGGAGAGGAGACGGCGGCGGAGGGAAGAUUCCGAUGAUGGAGCAACCGGAUGCGGAGAGGUGAAAUCGGUGGCGGAGAUUCUCCUGUCGUUGCGGGAAUCGGAUCCCGGAUUCUACACCGACGAAGUGGUCCAUAGUACUAUUUCGAUGAUGUUUAUCGCGGGGACGGAGACCACCUCGAUCACCCUAGAAUGGGCGAUGGCGCUCCUCCUCAACCACCCACAAGCCAUGCAGAAGCUCCAAACCGAGAUCGACGACACCGUCGGCGUUCACAAUCGAUUGAUCAACGAACACGACAUCCCCAACCUCCCUUACCUAAAAUGCGUCGUAAACGAAACCCUAAGACUCUACCCUCCAGCUCCAUUCCUCUUACCCCACAGCUCCUCCGAAGACUGCACCGUGAAAGGAUACCGCGUGCCAAAGGGCACGACGCUGAUGGUCAACGUCUGGGCGAUGCAGAGGGACCCGCAGCUGUGGGAGCAAGCGGACGAGUUCUUGCCGGAGAGAUUUGAAUCAUCAGCACGGCCGGUGGCGGAGGAAGGUUGCAAGUAUGCUCCGUUUGGGAUGGGGAGGAGGUCGUGUCCUGGCGCUGGGUUGGGGAUGGGGUUGGUGUCUUUGGCUUUGGGGUCGUUGGUUCAGUGCUUUGAGUGGGAGAAGAAGGAGAAGGUUGGGGGAGAAGAUAUGAGUGCUGAUUUUGGGAUUGCUCUGUCGAAAAAGAUGGCGUUGGAGGCUAAGUGUGUUCCUCGUUGUGAUGUGGUUAAGCUAAUUCUGUCGAAUGUUUAA